CAAUUAUCAGGCUAAAAAAAAAACAAUCUGACAGAAUUUUCUGUGUGCGGAACAGGAUUUUUUUGCCGAAUUUUAAAAUUGUAAUUAAUUAUGAGAUUUAUAGAAAGAAACAAUUUCCGCGAGUGCCAUGGCGAGUUAUUAGUAUAUAAUAUAAAAUAAUGAUACGGUCGCACAAUGUCGUCGCCCGUGGUGUGUCGUGAAAUAUUCGAUGAAAACAGUCAACCAUCGGCCGAGGAAAUAUCUGACUAUGCUCAGCAACUGGGCAUUGAUCCUGAAAGUGAGAGUCAUCUCCUGCCAUUGGCCAAAGAUGGACUUAUGCAAGCACUACCACCUCCUUGGAAAGCCUAUUAUGACGACAAAAUACAAUCGCAUUACUACUACAAUGAAGACACGAAGAGAACACAAUGGGAGCACCCACUCGACAAUGUCUACCGGGAACUGGUGAAGAAAGCAAGGGAUGCGUCUAUGCAAGAUGAUACCUGCGCCUCUGUUCAGGAACUCCUAACAUCGGAGGAGAACACGAAAAACUUAGAGCGGGUUGAAACGAAGGUCGAAAGCGAUGAGGAACUCAGUACGGACAGUGAGAACCAUGCGUCUGACGUCAGAGAAAACCCGACGCUGACUGGACCUCGACGCCUAACACCAUUAGGCAGACCCCCACCAUCUCCCCUCACCAGGCUCGACAAGAAACUCUCAGACACUCGAAUAUCACCCCUAAGACGCAGCGUGGAUGGUGCACUUUCCGGCAAACCGAAUCUCAUGAGGAACACUUCAGAUAGGGAUUUGCUCAGUCGUUCUACGUUCGGAGCAGAAAGACCGAAGCUCUUGUUUAAGCAACAAUCUGAGAUUAUAGAUCUGAAGAUGCAUGUGUUGAAUAGUCCUGAGGAAGAGAACUUCAGUCCGUUGCUGAUGGCUUCUAAAGUUGAUCGGGGAUUUCCAUUGACAGGCAAAGGCAACAUGUUUCUCAAAGUAUCAAAAUCGGAUCUCCCAAGCCCGGACACGGAUAAAUCGUUGCCUAUAGACUCGGUUACUAAGAGUGAUCCGCCCAAAGGUAUACUGAGGGAGAAAAUGUCGGAUCCUUUCUAUAAGAAGGUGGAUAAUAUGUUCUUAGGGAGACAGAAGCAGCCAGUCAGUUUUGAAGAAGAUCGGAAGAGUGUCAGAUUCAAACUCGAAAACCUGCCAGAACCGACAGUUAGUCCGGGAUCAAACAGCUCAUCAGAACAAAACGAUGGUCAAAGCUCAAUCAUUUCAGCCCCACCACACCCCGCAAUACCAUCACCUAUCAUCCCAUCAUCACCAUUAUCACCAUCUCCGUUCGUUUCAUCGCCGGUGAUGUCACCAUCUCAAGUGCCCCUCAACCAGAUUGUGUUGACCCCUCUGUCCACACGACCACCUUUGCCGCCGAGGCCUAAUGAAAGUCCAAGGGAUACGAAGAGCUUGUCUGGUUCCGAACGAGAUUCUGUUGACAGCGAAAGCCAUGCUCGCGGUACGUCACCUCGUCGCCGCGUUCUAAGACCACCGCCCGGAGACUACAUCAAGCCAGAUCUAUUUCAGAAGAAUUUCCAAAAGAUAUCUGAUUUAGUCAGACCGGGAGACAUAGACACAUUGCCUGUUAGUCUGGAGGAGCCGGGGCAAUCUGAGAAGGAAACUAGGCCUAGAUCACCAAUGAUACCUCAAAAAAGUAAAAUUUCAAUUAAUCUAAUGGAGAGUAUAGAAUCGGAAACCUCAAUAGAUUCCCCGGAUAGAGAGUUUGCUAAUUUAGACCUUAAUGACUUGGACGAAUCUAACGAGAAUCAAAAGAAUAGCAACGAAAAAGAAAUAGAGAAAGAUUUAACAAAAUCUGAAGAUGUUUCGGAGAAGAAAUCUAUCAGUUCAGACAAAAGGUCGAUAAGUUCGGAUAAAAAGUCAAUAAGUUUAGAGAGAAAUCGUUCAAACGAAAACAUACCAAUACCUCAAAUCAAAGUUCCUAUAUUAGACUUUUCGAAAGCCAUCCCAUCAGACUCUGAUGACUCGAAGAAGAGUUCGAUUCGCGAAGAAGAUUCUAAAUCAAAAUCCCACGAGCUUUCUAAUAUGAAGUCACCUCAAAUAAAGGUAUCGCCGACACCAAGCCUGGGUACAGAGAUGAGAUCGCCAAGACUGGAUUAUUCUAAACCUUGGAGUCCGUUAUCAACGUUCAAACCACUAAACAAGUCAGUAUUAUCACCUCAGAUCAAAACCUCAGAUUCAGCCUCAAGUAUCGGGAAAGGUUUAACAAGUCCAAGACUAGACGGAGUCAUACUAUCCCAAGGAAAGUCCAGCUCAGACAAUGUAGUAGUCGUAUACCAAUUUGAGACUCAAGAAGAGUCUUUCCCAAAGCCUAUAAAGUCCCCCUUAAUUCCUGAUAUGGGAACAAGAGAUUUAAUGGAGAGGAACAAAGCAGAUGAGAGGAGAAGACUGGAGUUAGCUUUACAGAAGGAGUUGGAGAGUAUUAGACUAGAAUGGUCGGUUAGGGAGAGGAAGUUAAGAGGAGAGUUGUUAGAAGAGUUAAGGGAGGCAGAAGAUAGGUUUUUAGCUGAGAAGAGAAUGAGAUUGAGUGAGCAGGCUGAGAGACAUAAGAGGGAGAUGGAUGAGGCUCUAACAUCAGCUGAACAGACGCACAGACAGACUCUAGAACAAGCUACAUUAGAACUGGAAGAACGCAACCAGCAGGACAUAGAACUAGCGGAGAGAAAACAUUCAGACAAUAUGAACAGGUUACACCAACAGUACAGAGACAAGCUGAUUGAACAACAACGGCAGUUGGAAAUAGAAAACGAACGCGCCCUAUGUGAGCUGCGGGAGCAAUUACAAGCGAACCUGAGCAAGGAGCGCGCGCGUAUGAUAGAAGAGAACAGAGCUACUAUAGAGUCGCUCAGAGAAGAACAUACUACUAAAGUUACUGACCUUAGGCACGAUUAUAGAGCUGAGAUCGAGCGCCUCCGCAGCGUGCACGCGUGCCACGUGGAGGAGGUCCGCGCGCGGCUGGCCAGCGAGCGGGCCGCGGCCGCCGCCGCCGCCCGCCACCCAGACCGCAGCGACCGCGCGCUGCACGACAAGUACCGCUGUCUCAAGGAGAAGUACGUGCGACUCAAGCACGACGUCAAGAUGUCAAUAGAGCGUCGCAACAAAAGACGUGAGAUGAGUAUGACUACGGGCUCCGAGACCGAGAAAUCUAACUCGCACAAAGCCAACCAAUCUUUAGAAAGAUGUAAAGAAGUAAACGAGACGUCAGUGAGUGCAGUAGUGGAGCCAGAACCUCGCACUCGUAUCAACAACAACCCGAGCGUGAAGUACAACGACAAUGAGACUUCCUACUCGGAGAGUAACGCGCACAAACCGAUCGACAAUAAUAAUGAAGACUGGAAACUUAGAAGGGAUAAUUCGGUGCCGCCAGCGGAGCCUAGUCAGACGUCAGUGAAGCGUGCCCGCGGUCGGACGGCGGUGGCCUUCCGCGAGCCGCCGCGCCGCCGCGACGACAGAGAUACAGGUGCUACAACUGACUGCCAAGAUUCCUCAGAUGCAACCACAGCCGAUGAAAAACCUAAAGAAAAUGUAAAUGGACACGGCCGGCGCAGAUGUUUUACAAGAUUAAAAUCUGCUUCCACAUCGCGUCUCAAUUAUUCACCAAAACGCGGCGAAGGUUGGUCCAGUCCAUUAGAAUCUCUACGGCAGCAGUUGAGAAAACUAGACGAUUUAGAAGAUCAGUUCCCAGACCUAGCUUGUCAACCGGCUUAUAGUCUUCGGUACCCAUUUUCUGAAUUAGGUCCAGUAACUACAGCAGACACUCCAGAGUUGGAGUUUGUCCGUCACCGCGCACUAGUCGAGCGGGAAGGUAUGCGUCGCGCCCGCGCCGCGCUCAAACGGAGGAAGGCGGCGCUCAGGGAAACUAGGGCUUCGCUGUCGCCGCAUAGGGCGCCUUCGGAAGAACGCGAGGUCACAGAACUAGAAGUGGCAUUGCAUCGCGCGCGGGCUCUGCUCGGGGAGAAAGAGAUCAGGCUGCGACAUAUCGAGCGAGCUCUACGCAGACUGGCCGACACCCACCCACCACUCAUACAGCCGGAGGGCACGACGAGCUCGGCGUCGUCGGCGAGUUCAGCGGGCGCGGCGCCGGCGUCGGGCGGCGCCGUGCUGCGCUCGCUGCGCGCGCUGCACGCAGACGUGCGCGACAUCUGGCGGGCACUCGACGCGCGCCGCCCGCAUACUGCUUCACCAGAGACGAGCUCAUGCAACGCAGCCACCACGUCGCAGACUCGUAUGACGUUAUCAGCUCCAGAACCAGUAUUACAAGAUAAUUCAGACGGCGGUGUCGCAGAACGGGCUCGCGGUCUCCGAGCUUGGUUACAAACUGCACCUUAGGUCCAGGUACCACGACAUAAUAUGCAUUGUAAAGAAAACAACUAGUGACUUAGUAGUUAAAUAAUUCUAGAACAUUCUUUAUGGGUUUUGAAGUAUGGAUAAUUACCUAUUUGUCAAGUGGGGAAAAACAAAUCUUUAAUGCUCAUUUUUGUACCCUUAGUAUGAAUUUGCUUUACGCUUAAAGUAAUCGAAACGAAAGCGCAGCUGGCGCUCUUAUUGGUUGGUUUAUUGAGCCAGCCAAGCAAAGCUUCGAAAGCGCUCUCGUACUAAGGUUACAGAAUUCGAUUUUUUUUCCGUCAGAUUUUCGAUGACCUAUUGAAUUUAUGAUAUGAUUCGAUGAUACACCAUUGGUAGACUAUCUGACAUGUAAUUUCGACUCGUUUUGUUAUCCUCUAUGUCACAAAAAUCCCAACAGUUAGUACUGAAAGACUCUAGUGAUUAUUUAAUUCCACUUACAUAUUAUGUAGUAGUGUUUGAACUUGACUUGUAGUACUGUUUGAACUUGACGAGUCGUAAAUAUAUAAUUUCAGUUAUGAUGCAUGAAAUAUAAAUCAGUUUUGUUGUUUGUAAUGUUUAAAUACUUCGAGACUCAUAAAGCAUUUUCGGAUUUCAGGAUACGUACAAUUCAAAAUACCCGAAGGUGUUCGCACAAAAAAUAUGCAUUAAAAUAUCAACAUUUAUGUUGUUCAUUACUUUUCCAUCCAGUAUACGUAGAUUUGUGAAAUGUUCGACGUUUUUACUGUAGAAAAAUAUUAAUUAUAAUAACGUUUAAAAUCAGUAUAUUUAGAAAUUUUUGCUAAUAUACCACAAACAUUCCUACAGUUAGUCUUACACAAAAUAAUUGUGUCAUCACUGAUCUCAAAGACACCCUGUAUAUUAUAUGUAACAUUCGCUUGUGAGUAGAUACCCUAAGAACAUAGGUCCAAGCUAAAACCAACCUUAGGAACGCAACAAUAAAGAUCGUAUUGUUCUUCUAUACAUUUUGAACAAUUAAAGCUUUUAGUAUAUUGAAUGUACAAUACACAUUCGGCCACGAAAAAGUAUACAAUAAAUAAGAUUAAGGUUUUUUCUCAAAUAAAAAGACGUUUGUUCAGAUUAUGUGUAUUUGUGUGAUCUGAAUAGUAGUGACUUGAAUAAAAUUAAAUGAAUCUUUAUAAUAAUUAGCCAAAUAAUAAAAUUUUUAGAUAUAAGUAGUUACUUCUAGUCAAUAUCACUCAUAGAUGUGUUGAAAUGUGCUAGUUAUGACUUUAAAGUAUAUAAUAAUCGAUAAAAUAAAAGUUUACUGGCCAGGAAAUGUAUGGUUGUCCUUUUUAAAGGACGGAAAAUGUAUUCGUAAUAAAUUGUAGGAAGGAAUGGGUGAGUAAAGGGACGAGAACAGACUUUUCUGUUUGAUUAUAUCGUUGGGUGUUAUUCUGGUGUAGAGAUAGAUAACAAUCAUUAAAAAUUGUCUGUAAAAGGUGUAUGUUGAUAUGUUGGUUAGAAACUUAAAAGUAUUUGUUAAAAAAUCGCAUCAUUGCGUAAUUGCAUUAUAUCAAGGGUUUCGAUUAAAUCACAAGGUCUUUUAAACCCAAUCAGCUUAGCUAUCACAAAUUAACUGGCUACAGCGACUAAUGAGGUGACAUUAGAAAAUUUUAUAUUGGUCAACAGAUCGUAAUCAACUAAUGUACCGAAAAUUAUUGCCUGAAACUAUGACAAUUUGUUUGUCAAAUUAACCAAGUAAAUGAUUCAGCACUCACCCUGGACCAAUAGUAAUUUUGUAGCCAACAUAACAACAUACAUGAAAUUAUUAAUACCCACCUUCAUAAAUGUAUAAUAUUUAAAAAGUAUAAUAGUAUUAGUAAAUUCAAAUAAAGAGAGGUUAUUGUGCUCGCUAGUUGACACUGGUGUGGUAUAGGAUUCAAGAUACAAUACCCUUAUCAGUCUGAAGAUAAUUGUCAAAGAACUUGUUAUUAAGCAAUAAGUCUAUUGGUUCUUAGAGAGGAAAGGGGAUCUUAAACGACACUAGCGCCACUACUAACGCAAAAAUCCUUUUAAAAAUAAUUGGUAAUAAUAAAUAUCGACUUCUUUCGCACAAAACAUUCCAGGCCAAGUGAGAGUAGUUUAAUUAUAUUUAUUAUAAUAAUUAAAUUAAAUAUUAAUAAUUAAAUACUUACCUGUUAAGAAUUUUAAUGCAUUUAUUGAUUAUAAUUCUGUGCCAGAUUUACACUGCAUUUGUUAGUGGUUAAUUUUGUUAUUUUUGUAUAAAUGUGUGUCUAGUUAUAUUGUGUUUAUUUAUAAGUGACCUUGAUGGAAUAAUUUGUACACAUAUGUAGUAGAACUGUCUAUACUUUUGUUAUAAUUGGGCCGUUACAAACGUGCGAACUGUCAUAAGUAAUUUUUAUCAGAUCUCUCGCUCACACUUAUGCAAGUUGUGCGGGAUAGUCACAUUAUUUUGACGUGACAGUUUGCAUGUUUGUAAUGAUCUAACAAUAGUGCACAAUGUUUUGAAUUACUUUUGUGGAGAAAAUUAAGUGCAACACGGUUUAUUCAGUGCCAUAUCCUAAUCAGUGUUGGAAAAUAUACAGACCUUGUAUAGAAUUAAAAUAACGUAAAAAUUAUAUAGCAAAUAUUUGGGGGAUCCUGGGGUACUUCAGUGCCUCUUGUAUUAUGAUGGCUAAUUCGGCUAAUAAGAUCUUAGCUACUACGGACUUAAAAAAAACAUUUGUAACUUCCACAGAAUAGAGAAGAAGAGAUAGAAAUAGUAUACCGCAUGUGUUAGUAUCAGAACCAGCGUGGCAAUUUUUCUGAAGCCACGCCCAAAUUAACACAUCUCCAGGAUAAUCAUAAUAUGUCACACUAGCAAAAACAUUCUGUGACUGGUCCGUGUUAAAUGGCCUUUAAAUCAGCCGUCACCACUUUGAAAAAAACACAUUAAUUACAUAUAAAUAGAGUUGACUCUUGUCUACUAAUUUUAAAAUAAAGAAUCUUCUUUUUCAAUGCAACAUAAUUUCACUAACAAGUUCUGCUACUCGACGCUAGAUGUCACUAUCAUAAAUGCAUUCAAUUACGCUGUAUUGCUAUCAUGUUAAAGUUGACAUUUGUUUAACGAGCUACUUUAUCGCUUGUAUUUUCUCUAGUGAUGUUCCGAUAUCGAAAGCUUACUUAUCGAUAUAAUUAAAAUGUUCAACACAUUUUAAUACUCGUAUACAUUAUAUUAUUUUAUCAGAUUUCUAUAGGAAUAAACAUCUUUCCUUGUAAAACUGUAAAUAUAUGUAU
Spodoptera frugiperda (fall armyworm) is the source of this 7629-nucleotide messenger RNA. RefSeq names its product F-actin-monooxygenase MICAL3 (gene Cep164). The transcript has 22 exons. The coding region runs from base 175 to 4374 and encodes 1399 amino acids. The record is from RefSeq and is a predicted model, not a curated record. Lineage: Eukaryota; Metazoa; Arthropoda; Insecta; Lepidoptera; Noctuidae. Gene Ontology annotation, molecular function: protein binding.